AUGGUGUCAAGAGCAGUUUCCAUGGGCCUUCGUGCCUGGCAGUUAAUCUGCGCCAUCCUCGUCACCGCGUUCAUGGGUAACAACAUUGCGCGUGCUUGGUCGGGUGUGCACUCCAUCAUCAACUAUUCGCUCUUUGUCGGUGUCUGGUGGUUGUUCACUUUGCUGUACUUCCUACCUACAUCCUUCAUCGAGAAGUUCAGCAUCCCCAUCGUCGACAUCGCGAUGGAUGCGCUCAGUGUGCUCUUCGGCUUCUGCGCUGCUGUUGCUCUUCCCGCAUACAUUGGCGCACACAGCUGCUCGAACAGCGCAUACACCCACUCCAACAGCGUCCUCAACAGCUCCGCAAACACCGAGCAGAACUGCCGUCAGGCCCAGGCCACUACUGCUUUCCUCUGGUUCGGAUGGGCUGCAUUCGUUGCUACCCUGGCCCUCAACAUCAUGAACGGACGCGGCAGCGGUGCCAACCUUCGCGGUGGCAUCCGCCGUGGCGGUCCCGCCAUGAGCCAGGUCUAG
Molecule: messenger RNA, 513 nt
Organism: Alternaria burnsii
Lineage: Eukaryota; Fungi; Ascomycota; Dothideomycetes; Pleosporales; Pleosporaceae
Exons: 3
Coding region: 1-513 (170 amino acids)
Biological process (GO): eisosome assembly; protein localization to plasma membrane
Cellular component (GO): eisosome; plasma membrane
Source: RefSeq, a predicted model, not a curated record